AGCAAGAAUGAAGUGGAAUUCCAGGAAACAGUAUCAUUCUUUGCUUAUUUCUUGGAUUUAACUCGAAUCUGAGUUAAAACCGACGGUAAACAAGGAGAACCGCUCUUUUUUAGAGGCUGUUUGACCAUCAGCAAUCAUGAGAUGUCACAAAUGCAAGAUAAAUAAGCUAAGGAAGGAAUUUCCUUCUGAGGGGCUGACAGACAACUGUGAUCAUGCUCCUUUACACUGCCUUAGAUGCACCACAGAACAUGUACAGAAUAAUAGUUGCUGUUCAAUUUGCUCUGAACCAGUUACUACUGACAACCAACGUUACCGUGAAUGCAUCAGUAUAUUAGACAAGCUAUUCCCAGAGAUUGAAAUGCCCCAAGCAAUCCCAUCUGGUACCUUGGUUGCAUCAUCCACUACUGGCAGUGAGACAAUCACAGUCUCAAUGAUGGGUGGAGAGGCCACAGAGAUACCUUAUCAGGGAAGCAUGACUGUUUUGACGCUGAAGUACAAGAUACAAGAGCAUUUUGGGGUAGAACCACACAAACAGAGACUGCUAUACAAUGAGAAAGAACUGAAGGCAUACAUGAAUGUUGGAUCUAAACUUGUUACUCUCCAGUAUUAUGGAGUACAGCCCUUCACAACCAUAAACCUUAUCAUUGUUUUGUAUGACAUCCCUGAUACGUUUGAUGAAGUCAUCUUUGAUCUGUUCUGGGGAUAUCCCACUUCAGGAAGGGAUUAUUUGGAUGCAUCAGUACUUCUGUACAAUGGAACCUCCUUUAUAGAAACAGUAGACUACCGUAGAAUGCAAAGUAAGACAUGCAAUGCUGUCAAACACUCAGGGGAUGUCAUGGAUGAUACAAAUCGCCUUGGACAUCAUACUCUUAACGUCAAACUUAAAAGUCUACGAGAAGACAUAGACAAGUUAUUCUUCACAUUGAGUGCUUGGAAUUGCCCAAAUCUUUCAAAAUAUCCCAAGCCAAGCCUGCGUUUCUUUGACGCAAGGGCUCCAACAGAUCAGCUGUGUAGUGACUCCAUGCAACAUGCUGCAAAUUCUCAGGCUAUAAUUAUGUGUAGUUUGUGUAGAAUUGAAGGAGCUUGGAAAGUUUUGAGCUUGCGAACUGUUUCUAAUGGGAAUGCGAAGAAUUAUGAUCCACUCAGAGGCACAAUAUUACACAUGAUUCAAAGUGGCACAACAUAGAAACUCAAUGAAAUACUGGUUUAGAAAAUUAGGUAGAGUGCAAACAAUUAAUCUGUGAAACACUUAUUACUAAUUAGUACAAAAUAGUGCUAAUUUAACAAU
Actinia tenebrosa (Australian red waratah sea anemone) is the source of this 1288-nucleotide messenger RNA. RefSeq lists its product as uncharacterized. NCBI's taxonomy places the organism in Eukaryota, Metazoa, Cnidaria, Anthozoa, Actiniaria, Actiniidae. The record is from RefSeq and is a predicted model, not a curated record. Gene Ontology annotation, molecular function: protein binding.